This is a messenger RNA of Conger conger (European conger), 5422 nucleotides long. RefSeq names its product gamma-aminobutyric acid type A receptor subunit alpha1 (gene gabra1). Gene Ontology annotation, molecular function: benzodiazepine receptor activity; GABA-A receptor activity; inhibitory extracellular ligand-gated monoatomic ion channel activity. Gene Ontology annotation, biological process: signal transduction; regulation of postsynaptic membrane potential; monoatomic ion transmembrane transport. Bases 880 to 2259 code for a protein of 459 amino acids. Gene Ontology annotation, cellular component: synapse; neuron projection; dendrite membrane. The transcript has 10 exons. NCBI's taxonomy places the organism in Eukaryota, Metazoa, Chordata, Actinopteri, Anguilliformes, Congridae. The record is from RefSeq and is a predicted model, not a curated record.
UAGAGGAGAAUCCAGGUCUUUGAGAGCAGGCUACAGCGAGUAAUUUAAGGUGAUAUUCGGAGUUCGGAGUCACAUUAGCUCGUUCGGUGUGGAGAAUACAGUGUGGAUUUCUUAGGAUUGGGAAGAAUGUCUCCUUGAGAAGGAAUUCCGUUUCUUAAAAUUUGCAUGAGGCAUAUUCAUAUUCAUAUAGUAUUGCUUUUGACUUUAUGAAAUAUUUGAUUAAAGAUCUUCGUUUUAGUAUCAGCGGACGGUUAUGCUUAAUGUUUUUAUUAUAGAAAUGUAAAACUGUAUUUUCGAUUGCAAAACAUCAGAGAUCCGUCUAGUGCAGGGAAAAGGAGGGGAAAAACAAGAGAUCCGGGUUGAAAAUGUAAGAGGAUUUGAUUUUGCAGCCACUGAAAAGAGAUUAAGUCGACAGCAGUGGAAGUUAAAUUGUGCUGCAUAUAAAAAAAUGGGCGGAUUGGUCUUUAGAUGAGAGAUUGGUACCACCUUCCAUUCUAAAAUAAAAUCGCCCUGGCAUGAAGUCACAGCCUAUUUCACAUCCGGUUUACCCAGGGACAUAUUACUAUUGUCUUGGUAAAGAAAGGCUUUAUUUGGCUGCAAUCUCUGAAUUUAGAGUAGAUUUUGUAGUUAGAUUACCAAUUUGCAGGGACUGGGAAGAGUCUAACUCCCCACACGAAGGAAUAGCGCGCGAGACCUGCGCAGGCUCGACAUCGUCAGCAGCCGCUACACGAGCCUCCAGCUAAAAUUCGGCAGAUCAGAGAUCUAUGAGGAUUUUUCGCAACGUAUCCGUCUAGAAAAAAGGUAUCCGUAAAAGUUGAAGGAUACGACACAGUUGAAUAUCACUGGCAUAUCGAUAUAAAUUUCCCUCAGUGAAAAACAAUGUUGGGACGAACGGCAUCAGCAGUACUGUGUAUAUGGGCCUGCGUGUUGGUGGUAAAUGUCUACUCUGGAAAAAGCUCCAAUCAGAACAGCGUCUCUGACGAGCAGAAGGACAACACCACUGUGUUCACCCGCAUCCUGGACAGCCUGCUGGACGGCUAUGACAAUCGCCUCAGACCUGGCCUCGGAGAGCGCGUAACUGAAGUCAAGACUGACAUUUUCGUGACGAGUAUCGGACCCGUCUCAGACCACGACAUGGAGUACACCAUAGACGUCUUCUUUCGCCAGAGCUGGAAAGACGAAAGGCUAAAAUUCAAAGGGCCAAUGGCCGUGCUCCGUUUGAACAACCUGAUGGCCAGUAAGAUCUGGACCCCGGACACGUUCUUCCACAACGGGAAGAAAUCGGUGGCCCACAACAUGACCAUGCCGAAUAAACUGCUCCGUAUCACGGAGGAGGGGACCCUGCUCUAUACCAUGAGAUUGACGGUGAGAGCAGAGUGUCCCAUGCACCUUGAAGAUUUUCCGAUGGAUGCCCACGCCUGCCCAUUGAAGUUCGGCAGCUAUGCCUACACGCGUGCGGAGGUGGUGUAUGUCUGGACGAGAGGGGCCGCCCAGUCCGUGGUGGUGGCUGAAGAUGGGUCUCGACUCAACCAGUACGACUUAAUGGGCCAGACGGUGGACUCCGGCGUGGUCCAGUCCAGUACAGGAGAGUAUGUUGUCAUGACAACACACUUCCACUUAAAGAGGAAGAUUGGCUACUUCGUCAUCCAGACCUACCUGCCCUGCAUAAUGACAGUGAUCCUGUCCCAGGUGUCGUUUUGGCUCAACAGAGAGUCAGUACCCGCUAGGACUGUGUUUGGAGUGACCACUGUCCUCACCAUGACAACCCUCAGUAUCAGUGCUAGGAACUCUCUUCCGAAAGUGGCCUACGCCACGGCCAUGGACUGGUUCAUCGCCGUCUGCUACGCCUUCGUGUUUUCCGCCCUCAUCGAGUUCGCCACGGUGAACUACUUCACCAAGAGGGGCUACGCUUGGGACGGGAAAAGUGUUGUGCCUGAAAAGCAAAAGAAGAAGAAAGAGUCCAUGCUGAAGAAGAACAACACCUACACGGCUGCCACGGCGACCGCUUUCGCCCCAAACAUCGCCAGAGACCCUGGUUUGGCGACCAUCGCCAAAAGCGCCCCCCCACCGCCCACCGAGCCAAAAGAAGAGCCCAAACCCAAACCGCCGGAGGCCAAGAAGACCUUCAACAGCGUGAGCAAGAUCGACCGGAUCGCUAGAAUAGCGUUCCCCCUCCUGUUCGGAACCUUCAACCUGGUCUACUGGGCCACCUACCUCAACAAGAAGCCCAAGAUACAGGGGAUGCUUCAACCACACUAAUCUUCGCUAGGUCUCCUUUUCUCUCUUUGUCCAAAUGUUUUGUUUGAGGAAAAAAAAAAACGGUGUCUGAAGUGGUCCAGUUCCCACAAUGCUUCUGUGUCACACAAAAAUAGUAUACCUUCAAGAUUAAAAAAACAUCUCUUAGUAUCUGGGCAAUGUGGUAAAAAUGUAAUGGAACCAGUUUGAGGGGGAUUGUGCUACUCUAUUAAAACAAUAUGCUACAGUAAAGUAUACGCAAGAGAAUGCUAUUCUACAAAUGCACAUAGCCUAACUAUUGUUAAAGAUCUAUUUUUUUUUCUAAUAUUUUGUUGUGCAUUACACCAUCAAUACGUAAACACAGUUAUAUGGGAAAAUGUAAUAUUUGCAUGGGCUGAUUUUAUUUCUCUUUUUUUAAUGAUCAGUCAGCAUCUGACAAAUGGCCUAUGGUUUUUUCUUCCUGUUAUCAGUCACAAAAUGCUACCUUGAAUGAAAGUCAGAUAUUCUUCCAUACCUUGUAGUUAAUUCUUUUUGGUUUAUGAUUUAUCGGUUUUCUUUAUCUUUCUUGUUUUACGUCAAGAUAGGGUUUCAGCAAUAGCAAUAAAACAUGUCUCAGUGGAAACAAUUUAAUUCCAUUCAUGGAUUUAAAAAAGAGAAAAAUAUCCUUUGAUUAUCACAUGCUACAUUAAGCAUACAAUUUAUUUAGUUUUAUUGUAAAUACUAAUCAAGUGUUAGAGAUGUCAAUAUUAAGUUUAAGAUUUGCAAAAUGUAACUGUAAGAUAUAACUAAUCUAAACAAGGGAAAGAACACGUUUUUUUGAAGAUCUGUGUAUGAAAUAUUGAACAUAAUCGGUGUGAAGAGAGUAUUUAUUGGUUCACUUUUACCCGACUGUUUAGUAACUAAGUUAGUGUUCCAUUAAAUGCUGGUUUAAUUUGCCAGUGGAUAUUGCAGAUAUAUAAAUAAACAAUAUCCAAUCUUAUAUAUCUGUGUGUAUGUGUACACACUUAAAAAAUAUGUUUUAAGAAUGGGAUAGUGAUGAGUAAGAAUGUAACUGUAAUUUAAAUGUCGGAAUGCAUUUUAUAUUUAGAAUUGAAUCACUCUUGUUCUUUGUUUUUGGUUCCUAGUUUCUCUGGAAUAGACACUUAGAAAUGGCUGUAGGUCCUGGAGGACCCACGGGUUGGGUGUUUAGGUGGAGCUCUGCCAAAAGCCGGUGAAUAGGGCAAAUGUAUCGAGAGUGAAGAGCAGUGCCUUUCAAGUUUUCAGGGUUGACUGAUCGUAUGAAAGGCUGUUCCCUCCGCUCCGAGAUCCCACCCAACUUAUGUUCUGUCCUAUCGCUGGGGCUCUCUUAUGUCCCCCUACCCUUUUAGACCAUGCUCAGAAAGUACCAGCUACACUGCCUUCUAUCUCAAAUGCCCUUGGAAGAUAAAGACAGUUUUUUGUUUUCCUUUUCUAACACACUUAUAGCUGCUUGUCAAAAGAGAGACGGAAAAAAAAGCACCAGCGUUAUAGUUUAGUGCUGUAUCCUGGACACUAUGAUGUCUUCUGUUAUCAUGAUGAUGAUUAAUGUUUUAUUUUUGUUGCAUGAAAUCAGUCCCUCCUCCAAAAAAAACAAAACAAAAAAAAAAACAAACAACAGAAACCAAACCACGACAGAUAGAUGGGGGGGAAAGACUUUUGGUUUAAAAUUUUCACUCUGAAUACAAAUAUGAAUUGCAACUUUCCUUUGGCUAAAAAGCUUUCAGUUUGUUUUGUUUUUUUAAAUUACGUUAAUGUAGCAAUAUGUAAUUAGUAAGGGCUUUUUCACAAUCUCAACAAAAAAAAAGUUAUUUGAGGUGGUUUCCACGGUAGCUUUAGGUUGACCUCAGAGGGAAGUAUAGACGUGUACAAUGUUGAAAAAGAAAAAGAAAAAAUAACUUUUUCACCACAUAUCGGAAGGAGAUGUUUUACUUUUAUCUUGCCCUGGUCUUAAAUCAAUUGAAAAGCUGAUGUCACUUCAAACUCAUGUAGAUUAGCGGGGAGGGGAGAGGGUUGGUGGGUGGGGAGGUUGGGAGGGAGGGACAUGUCUGUUGUGGGUUUUAUGGUCUCUAAACUCAAAAUAAUUCCUCUGCACAUAGAGUUGCAGCAGAUCCAACAGAGGACCACCAUGGUAGUGUCAGGGUAUCAGAACACGGGCCAUAGGGGGCAGCUGUCUGCCCACCAGGGACAGUGAGGGGGUGGGUUCGGUUUGAGGGGGUGGGCCUGUUCCUACCGCAGUAGAUUUUAUGCAAGCGCACAGUUACAGAGUCCAUUGGAAACUCUAAGGAUGAAGACCCUUGAGAUAUGAUGUAUAAAUGUAUAGAUAUUUUGAUUCAAAUCUAUUGUAUGGAUGUUUAUCAUGCCUAAAGUAUAUAUAUAUAUACAUAUAUAAAUAUUUAAUAAUACUAAUAGUAAUAAUGAUAAUAAAUAUUGUUUGUAUCAACCUAUUGGUAUGCAUUUUGCACAUUAGAGCAUAAUUUACAUUUAAGUAGUCUGCUUUGUGCUAUGCAAGAACAGCUUUGAACCACUUUAAUUAGUUUUCCUUUUCAUUGUAUUUAAAAAGAACCAGAUAUUGUAUACAGCUUAACUCUUUACUAGAGCCAGUGUAUCCUAUUUAGCUUCUAUCCAUUGUUUUGCUCUGUAUUCACUCGCCAAAAGAGUAUUACUUUCAAAAUGUGUAUCUAAAUGGAGAGGUUGAGUGUCAUUCGUGGUUGAUUCAGAAAUGACAUUGAAUGUUAAUUGAAUAUCUAUUCAGAGACAUGGCAAUAAAAAAUUUAAAUUUCAUAUUUCCGUAAGGAAACGUAUAAUUAAUCCACUAAAUUCCCAUAUUUCAAACGCUACUGUGAAAAAUAUUUAAGGACAUGACCUCAGAACAUGUCAAAUACUAUGUAGAACCAUGUUGCUGUGUUUGCCAAAUACGAUUUGAGCUAUAAAUGAUGGCACAUUCAGAUUCAGUAUCAAAUUUAAUUAACAAAUUUAAACAAAAGCUCGUUUUUUUUCCAACACACAAUGUUUUUGUAUUGGUUUCUGCAUUUGUAAAAUGUACUACACAGAUCAUCGAAAAGGUUUCUCAUAUUUCUCAUAUUUCUUUGUCAAUUAUAUAUUUCCUGUUGCUCUAUGACACAAGGUUUCAUUUAUUUCAUUUCUUUCUUAAUAAAAUCUUUUAAGUGCA